Messenger RNA from Diaporthe amygdali, 1515 nucleotides. RefSeq lists its product as uncharacterized. Bases 1 to 1515 code for a protein of 504 amino acids. The transcript has 5 exons. NCBI's taxonomy places the organism in Eukaryota, Fungi, Ascomycota, Sordariomycetes, Diaporthales, Diaporthaceae. The record is from RefSeq and is a predicted model, not a curated record.
AUGGAUUCGACGUCGACGUCUGUGGACCCAGGGCUGGCAGCCCAGAACAUCGCAUGGCUCGCUCUCCUUAUUAUCAUCCUGGUCCUCUCCUUGGCGACCAUCAUCGUUGGGCUCCGCUUCUACACGAGGAUAGUGCUGCUCAAGCAGCUGGGGCUCGAUGAUUAUUUCGUUCUUUUGACACUGGGCUUUGCUAUAGCCACCGGGGGCGCCGUGCUCUCAACCAUUCCUUAUGGCCUUGGAAGGCAUACAGCGACACUCGAUCCUUCAGUAAUCCCUUUGUAUCUUCGGUCAUUCUGGGUCUCGAUUGUCCUAUAUAAUGCUACCUUGAUGAUGAUCAAGCUUACUUUCCUGAUCCAAUACUAUCGUGUGCUCGGAGUAUACAAGAUGAAGAGAGUGAUCUGGAUGCUCGGAGUAGUCAUCAUGAUGUGGGCUUUCUCUCAGCUACUCGUCGUCAUCUUCACCUGCACUCCGGUUCAAAAGUUUUGGCAGACAGAAUUGGACGGAAAAUGCUUGUCCAACUUACCAUUCUGGUACAUCAAUGCGGCCGGAAACAUCGUAACAGAUCUUGCUAUCCUUGGUAUGCCACUGCCUGUACUGGCAAAACUGAAGCUUCGCCGUCAGCAGAAGUACAUUCUCCUCGGCAUCUUUUGCUUGGGCUUCUUCACCUGUGCCAUCUCGCUCAUUCGCCUUAAUUAUCUCAAACAAGGCCCCGAUUUCACGUGGGACAAUGUCCCGACAUCCGGCUGGUCCGUCACUGAGCUGGCCUCCGGCAUCAUCUGCGCAUGUCUUCCGACUCUUCGACCAUUGAUGUCCAAGAUAAAGCCGCAAUGGAUGGCAAGCUACGCGAUACGGUCACGAAGAACAAGGCAGACUGGAUACGGAGACAACAACAAUUACGGGGUCAAUUCCGUCAAAGUAAAGGCCAUGAGCAGCACCGCAAACUCCAGAAGUACUCGUGAGAGCAAAGACCCUAGCUUGUUCGUAAGCACGAAGGAACUUGGCUCGACGAACUACAGAAGACUUGGUGACAACGACAUUGAGAUGGCUAUGCCGGCACCACCAAGCCCCUCAUUCCAAGUGGACAGAAGCAGACUGGACGACACAGGGUCUUCAACAGACGGCGGAAGCACAUUCGGCGCAGUAUACACUGGCGCCCCUCGAGAGGAGAAUCAAGACAUUCCGAUGCAAAGUUUAAAUUCCCGAUCGAAACCCCCACCUUCGUCUCAAAGCACGGAUAAUACCGAGGCGAGGAGAGAGUUCAGCAAUCGCGGCAAAGAGAACGACAAGGCUAUGGAGAUAUUGGGGAUGGAUCAUGAUACGGGUGUCACCACACACAUAAUGGCCGACAACAAGGGGCAAUCUUCGAUUUUCCCGCAGCACUUGCGCUCCGUCAGCAAGCCGAAGUCAGGAGCGAGUGUAUCAGGUAUCGAGGUGAAAAUGGACGUAACGGUCUCGAGCACGCCGUCGCCGGUUACCAGGCCGAAAGACGCGUCAGUAAGGAGAUCCGACUUGUAA